Messenger RNA from Antechinus flavipes (yellow-footed antechinus), 2156 nucleotides. It is a transcript of the gene HSH2D, whose product is annotated as hematopoietic SH2 domain containing. The transcript has 6 exons. NCBI's taxonomy places the organism in Eukaryota, Metazoa, Chordata, Mammalia, Dasyuromorphia, Dasyuridae. The record is from RefSeq and is a predicted model, not a curated record. Bases 397 to 900 code for a protein of 167 amino acids. Gene Ontology annotation, cellular component: cytoplasm.
CUGAUCCCUAACAUCAUCAUAGAGUCCAAUUAGAAAAGACUUGGAAAGGGUUCUGUUAUGUCCUGAUCAUCUUAAGAGAAGAAUAGAAAAAUAGAGCAAGAUGAACAUACUUUAGUGGGGGAUAGGGAGAAAAGAAGAAGAAGGAAAAGAAUAUUAAAGAGAAAUUUAUCUCUCAUAAUUAGUGUACACAAGUAGACAUCCAUACAAAUGAGAGGAAGGAAGGAGUGGUUGAUGAUUGAACUUUACUCUUUUCUGCACUGGCAAAAGAAGGAAGAAAAAGAGAGACAGAAAGAGACAGAGAAGAAAACACAGAAGUAUAUUUUACUCUACAAGGGAAAGGAAGAAAAGGGAAUAAAAGAAAAGGGUGGACUCUAGAGAGCUAACACAGAAGACAGAAUGCAGAUGCCAUCACUUGCCUCUGGAGGGAUUCAGAACAGGGGGCUGGUACAAGAUGGGAUCCCCACAUGGUACCACGGAGCCAUUUCUAGAGAAUCUGCUGAAAGUUUGCUCCAGAAGAAACCUGUAGGAUGUUUCCUAGUACGAGUAAGUGAAAGUCACGUGGGCUACACUCUGUCUUACAGAGCCAGGGACUGCUACCGUCACUACAUGAUCAAGUGUUUGCCUGAUGGCAACCUGGUGAUCCCUGGAGAAAUGGAAGUCCACCCAACAUUAGUGGAACUAGUGAGCUUCCACCAGGAAACUCCCCUCCAUCCUCACAAAGAACUGCUAACUCUGCCAUGUGACCAGGAGAAUGAAAACAAUGAAUACUAUGAAGAGAUCUCCCCUUACUCCAACGUACCAGUGAAUAGUAAAAUCAGACCAGUGGACAGCUCAUCUGCUCAUCUGCCCAAGCAGAGCUCAUUUUCUCAUGAGCUGGGGAUUCACAAACAUUGUCCAUGAACUCUGCUUUCAAGCACAUACUUACCUACCUACCACGCACUUCUACUGCCAGUUACCAUCCAUCACCCCUGAGUAAAAGGAAAUAUGGAUGAGCACAGGUUCUCUUUCCACAUCACUCCCAGUCCUUAAACACAAAUCUGCUCUGCUUUAUAUUGAUCUGUCUUCCCAGAGUUCAAGAAAGCAAGAAAGGCAACAAAUUGACCUUAAAAUGUUCUUUUAUACAAUCAAGAUGAAGAGUCCAUCACUCUGAUCCAAAUAUCUUGAAGCCAGCCCCAGUCUCAAAACCCUGAAGAUUAAGGUGUCAGUGUUCAUGCCUAUCUGUCCAUUGGAAAGAGCCCUGAAAAUGUCUCCAAAAUUUCAAACACUAGAAUCUCACCUAGACGAGUAACAAACUCUUCAAAUUAAUGUAAUUAACCACUCUUGCAGUUAAGACAGAAAAAGUAUAUGAUAACAGGGGAUUGAAUUAGGUUUUAAGCACUUUUGGCCACCCAAUCCCAAAAGAUUACUCCACAGGCGUGUCUCCUGAGAGUGCUAAUUGACUCCUGCUUCCCCCAUACAGCAGGAGAGGAUACAUCAAUUUAUUUGGAGAAAAAUGAUAAGGCAAGGUGAUAAAAAGUAAUAAGACAAGAUGAGAGGAUUGUAGAAAUGGUGAUUUAUUUCUCUUAAUGCAACAGCAACAGCAACCUGAUGGGUGCUGACCUCUCUCAGGACUUCAACCAUUUCUGCUAGCCAUGCUAAUCCCAGGAAAGAAGAGUCCAGAUAUAGCUGCCAUUUUUUCUUAUCUCUCAUCUUCAUUACUUUAGUCUCCUUGUUUCAUAAGAUUUCCUAACUUUUUGAACUGUGCACACCAGAAGUGUGUUUACUCAAGCUAAAUCUGUGUGAGGUGAUAUCACCAGGCUAUCAAGCCUACACACAAGGUUUUGGAUUAUGUAUUCCAAAGAGAAUGUCCUUCAAUGAACAAGACUGAUUCAGCCCCAAACACUGUGAGAAUAUGUAUCCUGUACAUGUAUCCACUCCCUUACAUCAGGAAAAAUUUCAAAAUAAUUAGAGCUAUUCAGAGAUAGAACCAGUUUUUUUUAAAGGGUAAUGAGUUCCCCAUCCUUGAUGCUCAGGUGGAAACUGGAUGACCACUUAUCUUAAGUUGUGAAGAAGACUUUAAUUAUUUACAUUCAGGUAGAGCUAAAAAAACUUGUGAAGUCCCCUCCAAUUUUAUGUCUAUCAGUCUAUGCAAUUUUGAGAAUAAAGAUUUGUUUCAU